ACCAAGUACGAAGUGCUGUAUUGUCCGAGUGUCCAACGAACCCGGACGAGCCCCGGAAAUGCCACGACGGCGUAAACUUUUCGCCACAACCGGCAGGCGUCCGUCCGUCCAUCCAGCACUGCCGUGUCAGCGUCCGCCCACAAGGCGAUGCAAUGACCAAACACCAUGGGGGCGAUAAGCGGCUCAACGGCACGGUCCCGGCCCCGGCGGCCCACCUCGAGACGGCAAUCGUCCUUCUCCGCGGACCACCACAUCGGCAUCGCCCGGGAGGUGAUUGGGUGCUGCCACUAUCGGCCGGGGGAACGCCCCUUAUCGUGCCCGUGUCGUUCGAUCCUCGCGUGCUCACGGCGUGCUGCGCCUGGAGUAUCCUACAAGCGUGUGAAGCCCGGGCGCGGACGUAUCGAGCGUUCGAGGGCCGAAAUGCCUUACUCCGCGGGGGCAACAGCCACCUGAUAAUCACGAGACAGUGAGACACCGUGACGCGAGAGAGGCAUUUCGUCAGGUAGGGCCUGAGCCGAGCGAGCGGGCCCGGUAUAUACCUCGCCAACUCCCAGGGCGCGCGGGACCCCUUACACGUAGCCGGGAAAUGGCGCCUUGACCUUCGUCUGGGCCCCCCCCUCAUCGCCAUCUCGUUGCAGGUCUAUCCGUGACGUGACCGAAGAUGUCCCAGACGCCCGGUGUGAAGAGAGUCGUGGUGGUGGGCUUGGGCAUGGUGGGCAUUGCCUUCAUAGAGAAACUGCUCAAGUACGAUGCCCGGACGCGCGAGUACAACGUCACGGUCCUGGGCGAGGAGGCGCAUCUGGCGUACAACCGAGUCGGCCUGACGAGCUUCUUCGAGCACCGCAAGAUCGAGAACCUGUACCUGAAUCCCGCAGAAUGGUACACGAGCGCCGGUAAAGACGCCUUGGGAUACCUUGUCAACACCAAGGUCGUCGCAAUCGACUCGACGGCUAAGACAGUCACCUGCGCCAACGGUGAUGUGGUGUCCUACGACAUCCUCGUCCUGGCGACGGGGUCCGACGCGAUCCUCCCGCGGCAAACACCCGGACACGACGCCCGGGGCGUCUUCGUAUAUAGGACCAUCGACGACCUGAUAAGCCUCAUUGACUUUGCCGGCACGAGAAAGGGCUCCGUCGGGGCCGUCGUCGGCGGCGGUCUGCUGGGCUUGGAGGCGGCCAAGGCCAUGAUGGACCUCGAGUCGUUUGCGCAGGUCAAGCUCAUUGAGCGGAACAAGUGGGUACUCAGCCGGCAGCUGGACGAGGACGCGGGGGCCAUGGUCGUCCAGCAGGUCAGGGACCUCGGCCUGGACGUGAAGCUCAGCAAGCGCGUGCACAAGAUCAAGGUGGACGACGACAACGGCGUGAGCGGGGUCGUGUUCGAGGACGGCGAGGAGAUGGACUGCUCGACCAUUUGCUUCGCCAUCGGCGUCCGCGCGAGGGACGACCUGGCUCGCAGCUCGGGCCUCGAGUGCGCCGAGCGCGGCGGCGGCAUCGUCGUGGGCGACGACCUGACCACGAGCCACCCAGACAUCUACGCCAUUGGCGAAUGCGCGAGCUGGCAGGGUCAGACCUUUGGCCUCAUUGCCCCCGGCGUGGAGAUGGCCGACGUGCUCGCUUUCAACCUGACACAGGCCAAGCUUCACUCGCCGAGGGCCUUUAAGCGGCCGGAUCUCAGCACCAAGCUCAAGCUGCUGGGCGUCGACGUCGCCAGCUUCGGGGAUUUCUUCGCCGAUCGGGACGGGCCGAAACAGUUACCUCCCAAGUACAAGAGGAGGUUGAAGGACGGCGCGGGCGCUGGACUUCCUCCCGAGACACCGACGGUCAAGACGCUCACAUACAAGGACCCGUUCCAGAACGUCUAUAAAAAGUACCUGUUCACGGCGGACGGCAAGUACCUGCUCGGAGGCAUGAUGAUUGGCGACACCAAGGACUACGUCAGGGUAGUCCCCAUGGUCAAGAACAUGAAGGAGCUCGAGACGCCGCCGAGCCAGCUCAUCCUGGGUGCGCAGGGGGAGGGCGACGAUGGCGGGGACGACCUCGACGACGACACGCAAAUCUGCUCGUGCCACAACGUCACCAAGGGCGACGUGGUCAGCCGCGUCAAGGACGGGACGUGCAAGGACAUUGCGUCCAUCAAGGCGUGCACCAAGGCGGGCACGGGUUGCGGCGGCUGCAUGCCGUUGGUGACGACCAUCUUCAACAAGACCAUGGCGGCCAUGGGCAACGAGGUCAAGAACCACCUGUGCGCGCACUUUAGCCACUCGCGGGCGGAGCUAUACCAUAUCGCCAUGGUCAAGCGGCUGACGACGAUGCGCGAGCUGAUGCGCGAGGCGGGCAACGAUGUCGACGCCGGUGGCUGCGAGCUGUGCAAGCCGGCCGUGGGCAGCAUCCUGGCCUCGCUCUGGAACCGUCACGUCAUGGACCGGCCGACGCACGGCCUGCAGGACACCAACGACCGCUUCCUCGGCAACAUCCAGCGCGACGGUAGCUACUCGGUGGUGCCGCGGGUGCCCGGCGGCGAGAUCACGCCCGACCGGCUCGUCGUCAUCGGCGAGGUGGCGCGCGACUUUGGCCUCUACACCAAGAUCACGGGUGGGCAGCGCAUCGACAUGUUUGGCGCCCGCAAGCAGGACCUCCCGGCCAUCUGGGCCCGUCUCAUCGCCGCGGGCAUGGAGUCGGGCCACGCCUACGCCAAGUCGCUGCGCACCGUCAAGAGCUGCGUCGGCUCGACCUGGUGCCGCUUCGGCAUCGGCGACAGCGUCGGCAUGGCGGUGCGCCUCGAGGAGCGCUACAAGAGCGUGCGUGCGCCGCACAAGAUCAAGGGCGGCGUGAGCGGUUGCGUGCGCGAGUGUGCCGAAGCGCAGAGCAAAGAGUAUGUGGUGGACGAUGCCAUACCCCUUUCUUUUACCCCUUUUCUAGGGUAGCGCCCAUGAGUUCCCGCUGCGCCCUCCUCACUUAAGGACAAUGACGGUCUGCUAACGUCACCCGUAGCUUCGGCCUCAUCGCCACAGAAAAGGGCUUCAACAUCUUCGUCGCCGGCAACGGCGGCGCCAAGCCCCGGCACGCCGAGCUGCUGGCCAAGGACGUGCCGCCCGCCGAGGUGGUGCCCAUCCUCGACCGCUACCUCAUGUUCUACAUCCGCACGGCCGACAAGCUGCAGCGGACGGCCCCCUGGCUCGAGAGCCUGCCCGGCGGGCUCCGGUAUCUGCAGGAGGUGGUGCUCGAGGACAAGCUGGGCAUCUGCGCGUCGCUCGAGGCGCAGAUGCAGGAACUCGUGGGGAGCUUCUUCGACGAGUGGGCCGAGGCCAUCGCGACGCCGUCCCUGGCGGCCAAGUUCCGCCAGUUCCACAACUCGGACGCGCGCGUCGACGGCGUCGAGGCCGAGCGCGAGCGCGGCCAGAGCCGCCCCGUCUACUGGGCCAAGGAGCCCGCCACCGACGACUUCAAGGGCCUGCGCGGGCGCUGGAGCCGCGUCGACUGGGAGCCCGUCAUCGAGGCCUCGUACUUUGACGGCGCCGACGAGUUGCCCAACGGCAUCUCGGCCAACAUCAAGCGCAGCGACACCCAGCUCGCCGUGUGGCGCUUCAAGGGCCGCUUCUACGCCACCCAGCAGAUGUGCCCGCACAAGCGCGCCUUUGUCCUCUCCGAUGGCCUCCUCGGACAGAGCCCCUAUGAUAAGAAGGGCGACGAGAAGAGCCGCCGAGACGACGAGUCCGUGUCGUCGACGCCAUUGUCAUCUUCAUCUUCUUCAUCCGGGCCCGAUACAUCACCGCCGACGCCGGCAUCGCUGGCAUCGACGCUAACCUCGCUAUCGUCAUCAUCGUCGUCGUCGUCUUCAACAUCUCCUUCUGACACCAGCACCGCCACCACUAUGGCAUCGCAAUCGCAAACAUCGCCGUGGAUCUCAUGUCCGCACCACAAGCGCAACUUUGACCUCGGCAACGGCUCCUGCAGCACCGACACCUCCCUCUCCAUCGCCACCUUCGACGCCGAGGCCCGACCGGACGGCAUGCUGUACCUGCGGCUGCCGCCCACGGACGAGCUGGACGCGGCGCUUGGGACGAGCCGGUGGAUGGUCCGCAAGGGCGAGAGCGGCGACGGCCCCUUUACCGAGCUGGACCGCCGGACCGCCGCCGCCGCCGCCGCCCUGGGGAAGCGGGGUAGGAAGCCCAACGCCGUCAAGGCUGGGCUGGGCGGCGCGGGUACCAAGAUGGUGAAGCCCGUCCAGCUGAUGAUGGCCGGGGGAGGAUGUGGGUCAGCUCCCGAGUGGUGAGAUGUAUCGCAAGUGCGACGACAACCUUUGACGAGACGUGGAGAUAACAAGGCGCCGCCCCCCUUUAGACUCCUAGCCCUCUUUUAUUUAUUAGGCUUUCAGCGGGUAGACUAGCCAUGUGCAUCAGUAGAGGGGGAAACAAGCCACAUCAAGAUCAUGCAUAUAUGCCCUGACCGAAUCGAGCAUACUCUCGUCCCGAGCAAACGCCACGACCAAGCACCCGCGCCUCGUCCCAAGCUAGAGCGGCCACAGCUGUACAGCCAGCCAGUCGUACACAUAUCUAGAUCUACAUAUGCACAACAUGGAGUGCGCCGUAGCUGAAAAGAUGGCUAGAACGAGGACCCGAUUAGAGUGACUCCCGAGGGAGGGGGUGCAACAACUAACCGAAGCUCGGCAGACGCAUCUUCGCUCGUGUGUGUGUGGAAGUGUCCACAGCCACCGACCGCUGGCUGGCACAGCAAGCGAGUAGUAGUAGGACUGGUUAUGUGCCGCUUUUACCGGGCUUGCUGGUGCUGUCGUGUACGACGACAACGACAACGACUCGGCCGGCCGGCUGGUCGACCGAGGUCUGUCGGUGCAUGUGAACUUGCUUUCCAUGAGAGAGAGCGAAUAUCGAUGGCAUACGUGCUGCACCUGUGUAGUCGGAACACGCUUCCAGCCUCCUGCAAGCCGUGGUGCUAUUGCCUUUACACUCCCCACGUUCCCGCGUAGCCCCCGGGCAAGGGACGCACGCGCCUCGUCGUGCCCCAGCCCGGAUCUCUUAUUGGGCACCCGCCGCCCGUCGUCAGGGCAGUGCGUAUAUAGACAUUACCAGGAGGCGGCGACAGCACGGCAUGGCGUGUAUAACGCCAUCGUGGCGUUUAGUUCCCGAGACUCGGAGGAGGAGAGGGGGAAGGAGGCAUACUACUGCUAUGUAGUCCGGGAACUCCGCGUUACAGGAAGGGCUUUCCUUUUGUGUAUAUGGCGGCGGCGGCGGACAGUUGGGUAGGUAGGCAGGAGGGGUGUCGCAGCUCACUCGGAUCUGCCGCGGCUCCUGCAGAUCUGCUGCCCCUGACGGAUCGUCGGUUCGGGUUUCGGCUGGGGCUGGUUGGGGAGCGGCGAACCCGUCCUCCUUCCUGUACUAGUAG
This is a messenger RNA of Purpureocillium takamizusanense, 5399 nucleotides long. RefSeq names its product Nitrite reductase (NAD(P)H) (gene NIT6). The record is from RefSeq and is a predicted model, not a curated record. NCBI's taxonomy places the organism in Eukaryota, Fungi, Ascomycota, Sordariomycetes, Hypocreales, Ophiocordycipitaceae. The transcript is spliced from 3 exons. Gene Ontology annotation, molecular function: oxidoreductase activity; flavin adenine dinucleotide binding; 2 iron, 2 sulfur cluster binding. Gene Ontology annotation, biological process: nitrate assimilation. The coding region runs from base 662 to 2923 and encodes 753 amino acids.